Messenger RNA from Cornus florida, 651 nucleotides. Its product is annotated as leucine-rich repeat receptor-like serine/threonine-protein kinase At1g17230. Lineage: Eukaryota; Viridiplantae; Streptophyta; Magnoliopsida; Cornales; Cornaceae. The record is from RefSeq and is a predicted model, not a curated record. The transcript is spliced from 3 exons. Bases 1 to 651 code for a protein of 216 amino acids. Gene Ontology annotation, molecular function: protein binding.
AUGUCUGGAAGUUUGCCUGCUGAUAUGUGCAACAAUCUUCCUAAACGUGGAGUACUUUAUCUUUGUCGGAAUCAACGUAGCGGGCAAAUUCCAUCCAAUUUAUCCAAAUGCAGAGUGCUCCAAGGUUUAUCAUUGUCAUUCAAUGGCUUUAAAGGCAGCAUACCAAGAGAAAUCGGCAACCUGACUAUGCUCAAGGAGUUAUAUUUUGGUGGAAACAACUUGAAAGGAGAAAUGCCAUUGGAGAUAGGUAAUCUUCGACGUCUGGAAGUAAUGAGCUUAAGGAGUAACUCUCUAGCAGGGUCCAUCCCUUCUUCAAUCUUCAAGAUUUCUUCUUUGAGAAUAGUUGACUUAAGAAACAAUAGCAUGUCUGGAAGUUUGCCUGCUGAUAUGUGCAACAAUCUUCCUAAAGUAGGAGUACUUUAUCUUAGUCAGAAUCAACGUCGCAGGCAAAUUCCAUCCAAUUUAUCCAAAUGCAAAGUGCUCCAAGGUUUAUCAUUGUCAUUCAAUGGCUUUAAAGGCAGCAUACCAAGAGAAAUCGGCAACCUGACUAUGCUCAAGGAGUUAUAUUUUGGUGGAAACAACUUGAAAGGUGAAAUUCCAUCAGAGAUAGGUAACCUUCAAAUGUUUGGAAGUAAUGAGCUUAAGCAGUAG